UGAAGAGUGAGACAGUUAGCAACAGGAAGAGAGAGAGAAAGAGAGAUGAGGGUGCAUCUGUCUCAUUUUCUGCAAUGUUACCAUGUGGUUCAAGCUGUGUUGCGCCUCAUCAACAAAUCAGGUCACCGGAAAGUUGGUGGGUGAAAUCAAUUAACAAAACCAGCAGAUAGGAACACAUGACCGAGACUACAACUGACAGGAACUUGCAAAUAGUUUUCUCACCUGCAAAAAGAAAGUUCUGCUUUCAUCGCUGUUCACUCACUCCUCCCUCUUCCUCAUCCUCUGGAAGGAAACCCCCUCUUUCCUGUUCAGUAAGCCAGCCACAUAAAGUUUCCUCUUCUCAAACUAUCUCAUUUCCUGCGGAGGAUCCACAUGUCCUUGCCCCAAUCACACUCUGGUGUAGAGGACAGGGCCAUAAAGCAUGUCCGGAUGAAGUGGAAAAAGCGAUGUCUGAUCGGUUCACGAGUCUUCCCAAAAAGAAACAAGAAAUAUCUCAGGCACUGAAGAUAUCAUAUAACUCUAUCUCUGAGCUCUUCAAAAAGAACAGGACCCACUGCCACUGGAAAAACAAUGCAUUCCAAGAUCUAAUGGAACACCUCAACCGACAAGCUAAAUCACAUUUCGUCCCGGUGAUGAGCUCUGCACUUGAGACGUUGGUGGAGAACUUCAAGAAGCUCGAUCAGUUUCUCACACAGCAGAAUUUUAGCUGCUGCGCGUGGGAAACUGUGCGCCAGGACAUUCUGGUCGUCAUGGACCACUUCAGAAAAAUGACAAGACCUAGAACACACGUUUAAUACAGCGCUUGCCGUAAAUUAAUGUUGUCCAUUAUUUAUUAAUACGCUAAUUUUAUAGUUUUUAUUUUGCAAUUUUCAUUUUCCAUUGAAGUCGAUAUGGUAAAAUGAAUCAGUGAAUUUCCAGAUGAAUGAAUGUUAAUAUGCCGCUUUAUUAACGGCUCUGGGCUUAUGCUAUUUAUAAACACAUUGAUUAGAGAAUAACUAAUUUAGACUACACUAAAAUGUUUACAAUAUGCGAACUUUUAUUGUCCUUUAUUAUACAAACCACUGUUUAUCCGGGAAUGUGCUAUUAUUGAUAUGAAGGAAUGUUUCGUUUACGUGUUGAUUGUAAUGGAUGUCUAAAUGUCUUUCUAACAAAUGUGUGGACACAUGUGAAUUUGUCA
This is a messenger RNA of Sinocyclocheilus anshuiensis, 1177 nucleotides long. RefSeq lists its product as uncharacterized. Lineage: Eukaryota; Metazoa; Chordata; Actinopteri; Cypriniformes; Cyprinidae. The coding region runs from base 177 to 794 and encodes 205 amino acids. The record is from RefSeq and is a predicted model, not a curated record. Gene Ontology annotation, biological process: defense response. Gene Ontology annotation, cellular component: extracellular region. The transcript is spliced from 7 exons. Gene Ontology annotation, molecular function: cytokine receptor binding.